Messenger RNA from Coniosporium apollinis CBS 100218, 2478 nucleotides. RefSeq lists its product as uncharacterized. Bases 1 to 2478 code for a protein of 825 amino acids. NCBI's taxonomy places the organism in Eukaryota, Fungi, Ascomycota, Dothideomycetes. The transcript has a single exon. Gene Ontology annotation, molecular function: protein binding. The record is from RefSeq and is a predicted model, not a curated record.
AUGGCCGCUACGCCUGAGCAAGCGAGAGCACUCGAACUUGCACAAGACGCCACUAAACACAUAGCCGUGGGCGACUUUGCCCAAGCCGGGCGGUCGCUGCGGGAGGCAUCGAGCAUCGCCCCAGAGGAUCCGGCAAUAAAAGCAAUAUGGCAGAAUCUUAAGGUUGAAGAAAGCAGAAGCGCGGUUCUCAAAGCAUGCCGAAAGUGGCUCAAAACGAAAAACGAGGAUGAUGGCGAAGCAGCGUUGGACGUCUUACACCACACCCAGUUCACGGACGAUGUCGCCAAGGAAGCCAUGGAGGUCCUCGUGGAGUUCGCUGGAGAAGACGACAUGGCAGACCAGCUUACUGCGGAACUCCUGAAGCAUCGAGGAGCCAGACGUCUCCUAGCAAGCCGAUUCUCCGGGAAACCUCAUUUCGUCUGGAUGCGAUUGUGGGAAAGAGGUGACGACAGCGUCGAUGCGCUUACUACUAUGCUUCUGGACCCUGAAUCCUGGCCGUCAGAGAAAGCCCGCAUUGCGGCUGAAAGAGAUGUGUUCCAAUUGGCACUGGCAAUGCUGAUGGCGGCCGGGCUCGAUCACCCUGAUCGUGCAAUGAAGGCCAUCUCGCGGCUCCUGGCCGCAGAAGCAUCCCAUCUCCACGGCCUCAUCGACGCUGACGGCUUCGAUGUCAUCCUCUCUUGCUUGGACAUCCGCCUACCGAACACGCUUCGGAGCCAGGCUACCCUGGCCACCGCGAAGCUCAUGGAGCUUUCCCCAGACACCGGCCGGAAACUGAUCAAGAGUUUUGUAACAUCGAGAUUCCUUAAGCCGACUACGGAGAGUUUGAUCGUAGCCUGUUCUGCGUCUGCUGCAAUGUUCCCUCUCGCCCCUCCCGCCGCCGCGAAGCUCUUCCUGACAGAUGGAUUUGCUGGGCAACUCGUCCACCUAGUCAAGGGUCACAAGAGCACCAGACUGGAACAAGCGGCACUGGAGCUACUCAGCGCUGCUUGCAUUGACAAGGCAUGCCGCGAAGCUAUCAGCACCAUGUGCAAAGACUGGUUGCAGGGUAUCGUGGACAGCGGAACGGACAAGAGGAGGUCCAACCUCGCUGCUCUUAUUCUCGUUAAGUUAAGCGACGCGAAGCCGGACAAUGGCGGAACUGAGCAGAAAGUAUCUGAAGUCGGUAAAGAUGAUCAAGCGGAACUUGUGCAGCGCUUCAAGAGCAUGGUACUGGAAUCUGGUGGCAGCGGCAUCCAGGACUCUGUGGAAGGACUCGCAUAUGCUUCUCUUCGGCCAGAGGUUAUGGAGGAGCUCGUCAACGACAGCGCCUUCUUGCGUGAGCUUAUUACAGCUUUGCAGGAUCCUGCUUCUGGCCCGUCACUUGCCUUCGGCGGACUGACUAUUCUAUCUAACGUUACGGCGUACAGACCCACUCUUUCGGAGGAGCAGAAGAAGAUGUCACAACUGAAAGCUUACGCCAACGCAUCAAAACCGCAGGCUGCGGAUCCACUGGACGACGAUGCACAUGUCACGGCUCGCUGUCAAAAGGUCCUCAACGCGGGCGUCGUACCAUUACUGGUCUUCUAUAGUCGACGAGUCUCCCCAAAUCUUCAAAAUCUUAUAUUCCAGAUCCUCGUCUCCAUCUCCAAAGAGCCAAAACACCGCGGCCUCAUGGCCCAGCAAGGCGCUGCAAAGCUGCUCCUCCAGCUCACCGAACCACCGUCCUCCAAACCGACGCCAACUCCAGAAGAUGCGGCACCCACCUCCUCAUCGACCCGCACAGCCGCCCACGCACUGGCCCGCAUUCUCAUAUCCGUAAACCCGGCCCAUCUCUUCACUACCAGCGCCGCUCUCCCCAUCACAUCCGCUAUCCGCCUCCUCAGCACCCUGCUCACUCCUGACCCCACCACCGAGCAGCGCGACCUCCUCCCCCUCUUCGAGGGCCUUCUCGCACUCACCAACCUCGCUUCCCACGACGACCCCGCGCGCACCGCCAUCCUGCGUCUCGCGUUCCCGGCCCUUGAGGACCUUCUCCUCUCCUCGCAUACUUUCAUCCAGCGCGCCGCCGUCGAGCUAGUCUGUAACCUGAUGGCCUCGCCUGAAGGCGUCGCGAAGUUCGCAGACGGGAGCAAGCAGGCGAUUCAGCGACUACACGUGCUGCUUGCCCUGGCGGACGCGGAAGAUCUCGCCACGAGGCGCGCGGCGGGGGGUGCGUUGGCCAUGUUGACGGAGUGGGAUCAGGCGGUUGAGGCGGUGCUGGCACGGGAGAGGGGCGUGGAGAUUUUGCUGGGGCUGUGUGGGGAGGAAAAUGAGGAGUGUGUGCAUCGUGGGGUCGUGUGUGUGGGGAAUUUGGUGAGUGCGCCGGAGGAGGUGGGCGUGAGGGCUAGGGAGAAGGUCAAAGCGGAGGGGGGAGUGGAGAUUUUGAGAGAGCUGCUGGGGAAGACUAAGAACCAAGAAAUUUUGAGAGCAGGUGUGGAAGCGCUGAAGGCAUUGGCUUGA